Molecule: messenger RNA, 2923 nt
Organism: Gadus macrocephalus (Pacific cod)
Lineage: Eukaryota; Metazoa; Chordata; Actinopteri; Gadiformes; Gadidae
Product: inter-alpha-trypsin inhibitor heavy chain H3-like
Exons: 20
Coding region: 76-2730 (884 amino acids)
Biological process (GO): hyaluronan metabolic process
Molecular function (GO): serine-type endopeptidase inhibitor activity
Source: RefSeq, a predicted model, not a curated record
GUGUGUUUGUUGCUCCUACUAGGCAGGGUCCUGUCUACACAUUGGACUGAGUCAGUGUUAGGAGGACAUUCAGUCAUGUCUGAGGUGCGGGGUGGUGUUCUGCUGCUGCUGUUGGGCCUUCUGUACCUCGGGACACUUUGGCCGGUCCAGGGAGCCCUGCUGGUCUCUCGCUACGAUGCUACGACGAAGGAGACAAGAGGUGCCAUCAGGUCCAUUCAGAAAAGAAGUGUAGACGAUGCAAAGAUGGUGGAGGUGCUCAGUGUCACGGUACACUGUACGGUGGCUUCUCGGUUCGCUCACACAGUCAUGACCUCCAGUGCUUUGAACAAAGCCAACUCCUCCCAGGAAAUAUUAUUCGAGGUGGACCUGCCCAAGACGGCCUUCAUCACCAACUUCAGCAUGGAGAUUGAGGGUCAGAUCUAUGUUGGGGUUGUGAAUGAAAAGGAGCAAGCCAAGAAACAGUAUGAGAAGGCUGUUUCAAGUGGACGGACAGCUGGACUGGUCAAAGCUUCUGGAAGGAAAAUGGAGAAGUUCUCUGUGUCUGUCAACAUUGCAGCCAAGAGCAAUGUGACCUUCAUCCUGACCUAUGAGGAGCUUCUUCAGAGGAAAUUUGGCAAGUAUGAGAUCCUGACCCGAAUAAACCCUAAACAGCUGGUCGAGAACUUUCAGAUUGUGGCUGAUAUCUAUGAGCCCCAGGGCAUUGCCUUUGUGGAUGCCCAUGCAACCUUCCUUUCCAAUGAACUUCUCCCCCUGGUGGAGAAAACGGUCACAGACAACAAGGCACACAUCUCCUUCUCGCCCACGCUGGAUCAGCAGAGGAAGUGUCCAGAGUGUGAUGGGUCUCUGAUCAAUGGGGAUUUCAUCAUCAAGUAUGACGUGAAACGAGCGUCCAGCCUCGGAGACAUUCAGAUCGUGAACGGAUACUUUGUGCAUUUCUUUGCUCCACCGGAUCUUCCCCGUAUCCGAAAGAAUGUGGUGUUUGUCAUCGACAGGAGUGCGUCAAUGAGAGGCCCUAAGAUGAUCCAGACCCGCGUGGCAAUGGAAUCAAUUCUCUCAGACGUCCAUCCAGAGGACUACUUUGGUAUCAUCAUAUUUGAUAGCUCAAUUCAUUUCUGGAAAGAAUCCCUUACCAAAGCAACAGAGGAAAACGUGGAUGAAGCCAUUAAAUAUGUCCGGCAAAUACAACAUAUGGGAUCCACUAACAUCAAUGAUGCCGUAAUGAAGGCCAUCCACAUGCUGCAAGAUAACAGAAGGAACAAGAAGCUCCCAGAGAGAAGUGUGGACAUGAUCAUUUUGCUAACCGAUGGAAUGCCAAAUGCGGGUGAAAGCAACCUUCAAAGGCUCCAGCAGAACGUGUGCGAAGCCAUCGGUGGUAAUAUGACUCUGUUCUGCCUGGGCUUUGGGGAUGAUGUGGAUUACUCCUUCCUGGACGUGAUGGCCAAACAGAACAAUGGCGUGGCCCGCAGGAUCUACGAAGCCUCCGACGCUACCCUUCAGCUGCAGGGUUUCUACGAUGAGGUGGCUAGCCCGCUGUUGUCAGCAGUGGACCUGCGUUACCCUGACAACGCGGUGGAUUCCUUAACCCCUCAUCACUUCAGUCAGUUGUUCAAUGGCUCAGAGAUCGUGGUGGCCGGGCGGCUGUCUGAAAAUGACAUGGACAACUUCCUGGUGGAAGUGUUUGCCAAUGGGUUCGAGCAGGACUUCCAGGUGCAGGGCGAGGCUAGUGUCACCGACUGGGACGUGAUCUAUCCAGAGAAAGAUUACAUCUUUGGGGACUUCACUGAGCGCCUGUGGGCCUACCUCACCAUCCAACAACUACUGGAGACCAGUAAGAGUGGGCCAGCAGAGAAGAAGAGCAACGCCACGGCCAAAGCCCUGGAGAUGUCCCUGAAGUACAGCUUUGUCACGCCCCUCACCUCCAUGGUGGUCACCAAGCCAGAGACCGAGGAUGGUCCCAGCGGGCCCCUCAUAGCAGACAAGCUGACUGAGGUGGAUGGAGAUCCUCAUUUCAUGAUCGAACUGCCAGAGAGAGAGGACGCUCUGUGCUUCAACAUCAAUGACUCACCUGGAACCAUCUUUAACCUGGUCAAAGACCCCUCCAUAGGACUUUUGGUCAAUGGUCAGACCAUUGGGGAUAAGAUGGUUGCCCCUGAUGGUAAAGUCAACACCUACUUUGGCCGCCUUGGUGUUGUCCAUCACACCCUAGGGGUGAGGCUGGAGGUGACCACUGAGUACAUCACUCUGUCCCAGGAUGGACAAAAGGUCAAGCUGCUGUGGUCAGAUCAAGCUUCCCUAAAAGGACCCAGUGUGGAUCUGCUUUUGACCACGGACCGGAGCGUCAAGGUGACUUUAAGAGAUUCUGUAAAGUUUGUGAUCCUGCUCCAUAAAGUGUGGAAGAUGCACCCCUACCACCAGGACUACCUGGGAUUCUACACUCUGGACAGCCACCUUCUCUCUCCAUCCGUCCAUGGUCUGCUAGGUCAGUUCUACCAUGGGAUUGAGUUUGAAGUUGGAGAUCUACGUCCAGGAGAGGUUCCGGAGAAACCAGACGCCACCAUGUAUGUCAAAGGACAUCAGCUCAAUGUGACCAGAGGUUGGCAACGGGACUUCAGGAAGGAUUUGAAGAAAGGAGAAAAUGUGCCAUGCUGGUUCAUCCACAGUAAUGGAACAGGGCUCAUUGAUGGCAGUGCUGAAGAUUACAUCGUGUCAGGCCUCUUUAACACUGUUUGACAAGUAUAAGACAAGGUCACCCAUACUGGAGCAGCUACCAACCUGCAGCGAUUUUAACCCCACACCAUGUCGGUGUCGUAAUAUUAAUUUGUCAAAGAAUGAGACCCUUGAUGGGAAUUCCAAUGCUAUCAAAUUUAAAAAGAUAAUUUUUGAAAUUAUUAAAAAAAUAAUAAUAAUUGCAACCCAAAAAAAA